AUGGAGGAUGAAGAUGGGACUUGUCUAUUUGAUGUUUUGUGUGACCCCCAAGCCCUGAACGACUUCCUUCAUGGGACCAAUGAGCUGCCGACUGAGGACCUGCUCAUUAGCUCCUCCUCUGGGGACACCUCCCUCUUUGCCGACGCCCCGAGCCCUGUCUCUCUGCUGGGCGAUGGCGGUGAUUCCCCAGACACGCCCCCCCCCGGGUGUGUGGACCUGUCCUUCCUGGAGGAGGCUCUCCUGUCAUCGCCGGAGGGUGGAGACCUGCAGGAGGUGCAGGGUGGGCAGCCUGUGGAGGGGGGGUGUGAGGCGAAGGAGGGAGCGGUGCCGGAGGUGGAGGAGGUGGAGGAGGAGGAGGAGGAGGAGGAGGUGGCGUGUGACAUCCUGCAGCAGAGCCUCCAGGAGGCCGACAUCACGGAGCAGACCAUGGCUCUGGAGGCAGGUCUCACCCACCCCGGGGACAGCCUCUCCCUCUACUCGCCCGCUCCUCUCCUCUCUCCUCCCCCGGCACAUUUCCUAACCAAGACCGUGACCUUGCCCGCCCCCCCGGCGCUGCCCAGGGACACCCAGGCAGCAGUGGAGCCCCCCCAGCCCUCGCUCCUGGCUGUCGGGCCCGGCUGCCCCUCUCUCAAACCGGCUGCACCUCCUCAGCUGAUGGGCCUCCUGCCUGGAAGCGUGUUCCCUGCUCCGUCCCCAGAGACCUCCUUCUCUCUGGGUCCCGCCCACGGCUCCAGUAUGAUCCUCCACAAGGCGGUUCCCAGUGUGACCAGUCGUCCUCUCUUCACUCCGUCCCUGAGACCAGGGGUCCUGCUGCCGAGGGGUCCGCUCCACAUCCAGCCCAAGCUCCCAGUCAGCAUCCAGCCCAGACUGGUUCAGAUCAGCCCCAAGCCUUCCGGGCAGAAACCCACCCCGGGUCUGACCUUCGUCCCUGGGACCGGCUCACCAAAUAUCCUACUGUCCCAAACCCCCGGCCAGAAGCCCACCGCCCCCCGGCCGCAGCCCGGCCAGCAGCUCCACAAACCAGUCAGCCUGCAGCUGGUCAACCAGGGCGGCUCCUUCGUGCUCCGGCCUCAGGGACUCUUCCAGGGCCAGAACCAGUUCCUCCUCCCAGGCCAGUCCCCGGUCACCAUCUCCCAGCCGGCCGGUGGGACUCGAGCGCUGCUGGCUCCCGGUCACCAGGGGGCGUCGGCCACCGGGACGCUGGUGGACGGCUCUCAGAUCCUCACCGUGCCCCAGAGGCAGCUGAACUUCAGCCCGGUCUUCACCACCCCCACCGGGCAGCUCGCCCUCCGCCAGGCCACCGUGCUUUCAGGACCCUUGCAUCUACAGUCGGCCCCCCCCACUGUCUUCCAGAUGCCGGCCCAGCUGGCUGGAGCCUACACCGCCCCGGGGGGGCUGGGGCAGCGUGCCACCCUGCUCCACGGUCCCGCUCUGGGAAACCACAUCACCUUGAUCAACAGCUCGGGGGUGCUUCCCCAGGAUCUCACGUCCAUCUCCAUCGUCAACGGGCCCUUCGCUGCCCAGGGCCCGGCGGGGGGGGCGUCUGUGGUGCUGCUGCCGGAGAGAAGUGUUCCGGAGGAGAGGAGCAGCUCCGAGGAGACGUUCCACCAGCUGCAGCAGCCGUACGGACAUGUGCUCCAGCACAUCUCUGUGCACCCCCCCUCCGCCGGGCCGCACCCCCCCUCCGCCGGGCCGCACCCCCCCUCCGCUGGGCCGCAGACCCCCUCUCCUCCUGUCGUCACCGUCCUGCAGCCUCCUCCUGAACCUCCUCAGGCCCCCAACCCAGCUGCAGAGAUGCCCAAACUCCUGAUGCCUCCAGCGGACAUGACCCAGGUGGUGGAGGAGGUGACCGGGUCCAUGAGCCAGGACCAGGACCAGAACCAGGCCUUUAUGCAACAUUUGCAACAGCAAGCACUUAACUCUCCCAUCGCCUCUGAUCUGCUGGUUGGAGCGAUGCCAGUGGUGCCGAUGGAGAUCCUCUCCUCCCCAGUGGCCGAGGAGAGAGAGACCCAGCCUCAGACCCACCCAGUCCCAGAGCCGGACCCCCACAGCGUGACCUGUGACCAGCGGGUGGAGGCUUCUCCGCUCAGCUCGGACCCUGAGGACACACUCUGCUCCUCCCCUCCUCCCCACCUCCUUCAGGACACAGGGACAACAGCUCCGGCAGCGUUCUCCCCCCCAGCCGCAGCUCAGAUGACUCCUCCUGCACCUGAGGGGUCGGCUCCACAGCUCCUCAUCCAGCCCCAAGCCCAGUAUCAGGCCCAGCUCCAGCUCCAGGUCCCACAGGCCUUAUUCGGCCAGAACCAGGUGUCCUCGAGCCACACUCCCGCCCCCAGCUCCUCCUCCUCCUCCUCUCCGGUGCUGGUCAGCGUCCCGGUGCCUCAGCAGCAGCCGGAUCCCCCCGCUGCUCGUCUCUCUGAAGGAGGAGACGACUCCGCUGAGCAACAGCAAACACAAAACAAGCCGACAGCUGCCUUGGCCGUGGAGAGUAAAGUGUUUCCUCUCGAUGUCCGUCCUCGUUCUCCUGCAGACCACCAUGUCCCCGGACCCCCGGCUCCCAGGGACUGUGGCCCCCCCGUCCAGACCAGCCAGCAGACAGGCACCAAGCUGGCAGUUUGUCUGGAGCAGCAGAGAGAGGACAGGAUCACACCAGCAAUACGCCGGCACAGGUUCCAGCAGCAGCUGUGUUCGGACCAGGCAGACGUUCAGCACCCGUUCACCGGCCCGGCCUUUCCCACCCUGAAGGACGCCGUCCGACGCCUGCUGCCGUACCACGCGUGUGCCGGUCACCUGCCGAGCCAGAGCGACUUCGCUUUAGUGGACCAGGAGUUUGACUCUGUGUCCGGUUUCCUGCUGAAACGCACCAAGGACAUGAUCAACAAAUACAGGCAGCUACUGGUCCGAGAAACUCAGCAGGAGAGUCCCUCAGCGGAGAUGGUGAUGCUGGAGCGUCUCUUCCUUCAGGCCGAGCGAUUCGCCUUAGCCGAGGACAGACGCCGAGCCCGCAGAGACCCAGAGUCGUUCAUGAUGGCCUUGACUACAUCAGCGUCUUCCCCUCAUGAAGCCCCCCCCUCCGGCCCCUCCCACCGGGUCUCCUCCGGCAGCCCCUCCUCCCCCCCGGCCUGGACCCGGCUCUCUGACCGCCCCCCCGGUCUGAAGACGUACCGCUCCAGCUCGCGCGGCGCCCUGCGACUCACCAUCAAGCAGGAGGCGGGCUCCCGCAAGGUGGUGCACAACUCGCUGUGCGAGCCCGGCCUCAAGAGGGAUCACACGGGCCAGCUGACCAACGGGGGCGGAGCCGUGAGCGAGCACCACUCCCAGCAGGCGCCCAACAGAGCGCCCCCCCGUCCCCAGCCCGAGGAGCAGGUGGUGAACGGGGGUCCGCAGAGCGACGCUGAACAGGAAGUCCCACCGACGGCACCCGAUCCCAAAGUAAAAGCACCACGUCCUCUCUCUCUGCCAGAGCCUCAGGCCGCUUGCUUUGAGUCGCCCCCCCGAGACGUCAGUGCCCCAAAACUGAAAUGUUACAGGUUGGAGGCGGGGCCUCAGCCGGAGCCGCCUCCCCCCCCCCUCCAAGAGGACCACAUGCUCAGCGAACACCUGCAGAGCGCCAUCGACAGCAUCCUGGAGCUGCAGCGCCUGCAGGGCCCCCCUGCAGCCCCCCCCAGGGCCCCCUCAGGGCCGGCCCUGGACCAGGCGGUCACCAGCGUCCUGGAGGGACACCUGUGA
Messenger RNA from Limanda limanda (common dab), 3729 nucleotides. RefSeq names its product BRD4-interacting chromatin-remodeling complex-associated protein. The record is from RefSeq and is a predicted model, not a curated record. NCBI's taxonomy places the organism in Eukaryota, Metazoa, Chordata, Actinopteri, Pleuronectiformes, Pleuronectidae. The transcript has 12 exons. The coding region runs from base 1 to 3729 and encodes 1242 amino acids. Gene Ontology annotation, cellular component: SWI/SNF complex. Gene Ontology annotation, biological process: positive regulation of DNA-templated transcription.